Hibiscus syriacus is the source of this 1243-nucleotide messenger RNA. Its product is annotated as N-(5'-phosphoribosyl)anthranilate isomerase 1, chloroplastic-like. Bases 206 to 1036 code for a protein of 276 amino acids. Gene Ontology annotation, molecular function: phosphoribosylanthranilate isomerase activity. Gene Ontology annotation, biological process: L-tryptophan biosynthetic process. The transcript is spliced from 5 exons. NCBI's taxonomy places the organism in Eukaryota, Viridiplantae, Streptophyta, Magnoliopsida, Malvales, Malvaceae. The record is from RefSeq and is a predicted model, not a curated record.
UAAGGGCAUGUAAACGCCCAUCAAGCCCUCUUAAAACAAGUUUCUCUUUCGUCCUAUUCGAGCCCGCUGUAGAAAUUUUAUUUCACAUUCUCACCUUGGCAUUUCUACAACGCAAAAUCGACAUCUGAUUUUCUGAUUUUCAACUUGGCUUUUCAUAAAUUUUGUUUGUUUGGUUCAAUUUCCCAGAAAAAAGCAGGAAAGAGUGAUGCUUUCAGGUUUAGCUACUGGAAGUCAAUUCCAGCCUAAAGUUUUGAACUUUCAUUCGAGGCAAAUAGCAGCAGGCCGAAGUGGAGGGAAAUUGCUCGCCUUAAGAACCAGGUCAUAUCCUAAGAAUAAAGUUAGAUGCAACAUUGCACAAUCGAACCUGGACUUUUCUUCGAUCGAGGGGAAUGAAAAGAGUCAUCCUUUGGUCAAAAUGUGUGGCAUUACAUCGGCUAGAGAUGCUGCUAUGGCAGCAGAAGCCGGCGCCAAUUUCAUUGGGAUGAUCCUUUGGCCCAAGUCCAAACGCUCCAUUUCGGUUUCAGUUGCAAAGGAAAUCUCAGAAGUUGCAAGGGAAUAUGGGGCUGAGCCUGUUGGAGUCUUUGUCGAUGAUGAUUUAGACACAAUUUUAAGAGCUUCCGAUGCAUCAAACAUUGAAUAUGUGCAGCUUCAUGGAGAUCUUUCUCGGGCAGCUUUUCCAAAGUUAGUGCAAGAAAACAGAAUCAUGUAUGUUCUUCACGCAAAUGAAGAGGGAGACCUUCAAAACCAGAUUUCCGAUGAAGACUGUUCUUUAGUAGACUGGGUUCUUGUAGAUAGUGCGAAAGGUGGCAGUGGCAAAGGAUUUAACUGGGCUCGUUUUAAAUUACCGUCAAUCAAAAGCAAACACGGCUGGCUUUUGGCUGGGGGAAUCAACCCUAAUAACGUCUGUGAGGCCAUUAGUACUCUCAAACCUCAUGGAGUUGAUGUAAGUAGCGGCAUUUGCGGCCCAGAUGGUAUUCAGAAGAACCAAUCACAGAUAUUUUCUUUCAUGAAUGCAGUCCGUUCUUCACCAUAUUGAUUGAUCCAUCAACAGCAAUUGAACCGUCCCCGCACAUGGAUAAGUUACAUCAAACACAUUCGACUAUGUAAUUUAUGUACCUUGAACUACAACCCGGAAACUAGUCUUUUCUUCUUUGUUUUUUGCCCUCGAUUUUUUAGCUAAAACUUAUAAUAAUGUCCCACCUUCAUAGGUGAUGAAUGGAAAAUGCAAAACAAUCUACUUUGC